AUGGCGGCCACGAGUGGUAUUGUUGCAUGGCGGCCACGAGUGGUAUUGUUGCAUGGCGGCCACGAGUGGUAUUGUUGCAUGGCGGCCACGAGUGGUAUUGUUGCGUGGCGGCCACGAGUGGUAUUGUUGCGUGGCGGCCACGAGUGGUAUUGUUACGUGGCGGCCACGAGUGGUAUUGUUACGUGGCGGCCACGAGUGGUAUUGUUACGUGGCGGCCACGAGUGGUAUUGUUACGUGGCGGCCACGAGUGGUAUUGUUACGUGGCGGCCACGAGUGGUAUUGUUACGUGGCGGCCACGAGUGUGGUGAGGGCCACCGGAUUACUGCUGCAGUAUAG
Molecule: messenger RNA, 336 nt
Organism: Pelobates cultripes (western spadefoot toad)
Lineage: Eukaryota; Metazoa; Chordata; Amphibia; Anura; Pelobatidae
Source: the annotation of a GenBank genome assembly